CACGGUCAAGCCUACCGGGAGGGGGUUUUUGCUGAACUGCUCCGCAACGAUCAUUUCAAUCGGAAACUUGAUCAGAAUUUAUAUUUAUAACAAAUAACGUCUUUUUAUUUAUUUAAAGUAAACAUAAUCUUCUAGGGAGCUUUAUAGAUAACUGUCGAUUCAAGUUCGUAAUUUGUACAGAAAAAAAGCUUUAACGUUACGGGAAUAGCCGGCUGUGCUAACAAAGAAAAUCCUUUCUCUUCAGAAAUAAUCCCCCACUACUCUCUUUAGUUAUGAGUCAUGUGGUCGUUGAUAAUCCACACGGUCUAGAUCAGCAGCUUGCUGCCCUAGACUUGAACUCGGCUGACGGACAAGGUGGAGGAACUGGCAGACGUUACAUUCCACCUCACUUGAGGAACAAAGAUGCUCCCAAAAAUGCAGGAAAUGCUUAUUCCGCUGGUAGACAGUGCGGUUAUUCAGUGGCACCAGUAAAUUUCUAUUCACCUGGAUGGGAUUCCGGACGCACCAAUGGCUUUGUGAAUGGUUACCAUGACAACCGCACAAACGGGGGCUUUGGAGGGCGUGGACCCCCACGCAAUGAUAGAGGUGGGCGUGGUGCCUACCGUGGUAACAGGGGUGGAGGUUCGUUUAAUCAGCCAUUGCAAAAUGCAGGGUUUGGCAAUUAUGAAAACAAAGAAGGUGGCUGGGGAGGACCUCCCAGGGAUGCGGCCUACAACAGCUUUGGGGGACGUUCUGAUAGGUCCAAGUCUGCCUUCUUCAACGACCGCGGGGCAGGCUCAAGAGGAAGAUACGAGCGUGGAGGUUUUGCUGGUGGAGGAAAUAGCCGCUGGGCAGAGGAGUCCAGAGAUGAUGACUGGUCCAAGCCCACUGCUCCUAAUGAGCGUCUGGAACACGAGCUUUUCUCUGGAAGCAACACCGGCAUAAACUUUGAGAAAUAUGAUGAUAUUCCAGUGGAAGCUACUGGAAGCAGUUGCCCACCCCACAUUGAAAGCUUCCAUGAUGUGGACAUGGGCGAGAUUAUCAUGGGGAACAUUAACCUUAGUCGCUACACUCGCCCCACCCCUGUCCAGAAGUAUGCUAUCCCAAUCAUCAAGUCCAAGAGAGACCUGAUGGCCUGUGCCCAGACUGGCUCUGGUAAGACUGCUGCUUUCUUACUGCCAGUGUUGAGUCAGAUCUACACGGAAGGGCCAGGAGACGCUCUGCAGGCUGCCAAGAACAGUGGACAGGAGAAUGGAAGGUACGGACGCCGUAAGCAGUACCCAAUUUCCCUUGUCCUGGCUCCCACCAGAGAACUCGCAUUGCAGAUCUAUGAUGAGGCGAGGAAGUUUGCCUACCGCUCAAGGGUGCGUCCCUGCGUUGUGUACGGUGGUGCUGAUAUUGGCCAGCAGAUCAGGGACUUGGAGAGAGGCUGUCACCUGCUGGUGGCCACACCUGGACGUCUGGUCGACAUGAUGGAGCGGGGCAAGAUCGGGCUGGAUUAUUGCCACUACCUGGUUGUGGAUGAGGCUGAUCGCAUGUUGGACAUGGGUUUUGAGCCACAGAUCAGACGUAUUGUGGAACAAGACACAAUGCCACCAAAAGGCAUCCGCCGGACUAUGAUGUUCAGUGCUACCUUUCCCAAAGAGAUCCAGAUCCUGGCUCGUGACUUCCUGGAGGACUACAUUUUCCUUGCCGUGGGGCGUGUUGGUUCCACUUCAGAAAACAUCACCCAAAAGGUGGUCUGGGUAGAGGAGACAGACAAGAGGUCCUUCCUCCUUGAUUUGCUCAAUGCCACCGUUAUUCCCAGUGAGGUUCAGGAAAAUGUGACAGAAGCCCCAGAGAAAACGGGUAAAGACUCCCUGACUCUGGUGUUUGUGGAAACGAAGAAAGGAGCCGAUGCACUGGAGGAUUUCCUUUACCGCGAGGGUUAUGCAUGCACCAGCAUCCACGGAGAUCGAUCCCAGAGAGACAGAGAGGAGGCUCUGCAUCAGUUCCGGUCUGGACGCUGCCCCAUCCUGGUGGCUACAGCUGUGGCUGCUAGAGGUCUGGACAUCAGCAAUGUGAAGCAUGUUAUCAACUUUGAUUUGCCCAGUGACAUUGAAGAAUACGUUCACCGUAUCGGCCGUACGGGACGUGUGGGCAACCUCGGUCUGGCCACGUCGUUCUUUAACGACAAAAACAGCAACAUAACCAAAGAUUUGCUGGACAUUCUGGUUGAGGCCAAGCAGGAGGUUCCCUCCUGGCUUGAGAGCCUUGCCUAUGAGCACCAGCACAAGAGCAACAAUCGUGGGCGCUCUAAGAGGUUCUCUGGUGGUUUCGGAGCUAGAGAUUACCGUCAGACGUCUGGCUCUGGAAGUUUCAGUAACAACCGUUCAGGGCGCAGCGCUGGAGGCCAUGGAGGAAACCGUGGCUUUGGUGGAGGUGGAUUUGGUGGGAACUUCUACGGCAGCGACAGCUACGGAGGAAAUUACAGCCACUCGGGUAGCGUGGAUUGGUGGGGAAACUAGUCACCAUAGGAAUAGGUUGCCAUGCCAACCCAAUGGAAACCACAUGUUGACUUAAGCCAGACCAUUAAAAAAGAAAAAAACCUUCCCUGUGUAGCUUCACUGACACACAGUACAUUACCAACCCUGGUUCUCUGCCAUUCGCUUCUCGAAAAGGAAGUGCAGCACGAAGCAACGGAACGUCACCAGCACGUGCAGCACGCCGGAGACCGCAGAGAUUUCGCACACCUCAGAGUGAGCAUGGAUGCUGACAUGCAUUGUCCGACAGCAACCUCGGACUCUCAUCGUUAAAAGUAUUUUUGUUUUGUUUUGUUUUUUUGUGGGGGGAAACCCAACCGAGUAGCCUGAGGAUCAUUUGUAUGUUAAUGUACUGUGCCUUUUGAAUUUAAACAGGAAAUCUAUGUUUUCAUUUCACCAGAUGAACCUGGCCAAGAGCUAAAAUUUGUUUUACUAUGACUUUGUUUGGUGAAAAAUAUUAAAGGGUAAAAUAAGCUUGGAUUUGAUCAAACCUUGGCAAAUACUGGGGUGUUGUGGCUCUCAGGAGCCAUGACUCCAUUUGAACUUCAAAUUUAUUACAGGAACAUCAUGUAGCCUUUUCUAUACUCAAACAGCCAAUGGCGCCAUUACUAUAUCUAAUACAAACUGGGCCACUCUGUGAGGUGACCGUAUUUUAAUCGUAAGGGACAAAGUUACAUUUGUGUUCUUCUUUUUUGCUCACUCUAUCCUGGACAGGCUCCUUUUUUACGGAAAUGGUAGUCUUUGAAAUAGCCAUUCCUAUCGUAAUCUUAAGAAACACAGAAGUCAUUAAGCUCAGUGCCAACGAUCGCUGAGGUUGAUACAAGAAUAAUAAAUGCUGGAACUUGUUACUCCAUGCUUUUCAAUUGACUUGACAGUGUUACGGCAGCUAGUAUGUUACCGAGUGCUAGCUACAUUAAGUGGGCGGUGUUUUUUGUUUCUUUUUGCGUGAGACCUUUUUGAUGCAGGUGCGUGAAAAGUUAAAAAACUGAGUCAGUUUUUGCUUUGUUUUCUUGUUUGUUUUCUUGUUUUUGAAUAGUUUCUCUACAAAUGUGUAACAAGACAAAAAUGCCUGCCAUUUUGAAAGUGAAGUUCAAAAUGGCUGCAUAAAGGACCACAGCAUCGGGGGGCAUAGCGCAGUGUUAGUGUUUACCUGAAUCGACCUGCAAUCACGAGGCCCACACGGUAUUCUACGCUUGCAAGUGUUUUGUUUUUUGGUCAAGGAGAAAGGACACGUGAACUGAGUCGCAGGCUUAACUUAAUUACAAACGUUUUCUCUUUUCAAGCUGCGUUGGAGGCAUGGUUCAUCUUAAGGAGACAGGCAUUUGAAUAAUCACUGAGGUUUUUCAAUUAAACAGCGAGGAACGGAUGCAGGUUAGAGGAACACUCCGACCACUGGGGUUAGGGCUUUAGGGUGGGGGGGGGGGGGGGGGGGGGUGUAGGCGAUGGGCGCAGCUUUCAGUGCACCGCCAUUGUCAGUGGCUUUGGUUUCCAUCGCUGCGUAUUGUAACUGUGGACGUGGCCAAAGACUGGGGGGGUUGGGAGGGGUGGUGUCUACUUCCUUUAUGGAAUAUUUAAGUACUGUCAGGUCUUCUGGGAGUUCAUCUGCUCAGAACUGUAUAAAAAUGAUAAAGACAAAAAACUCUGUGGCUUCGUGAAGCCAGAGCAGGCUUCUCCUCUUAAAGAGGAGCAGCCGUGGAGAGGAGGGGAAGACACGCAUGGGGCGUUUCACCUCAAAAUGCUCCCAGUUUUCUCAUCGGGUUUGUUGUGCCUUGAAACUUUUUUAUUUAAGAAAUCAAAAUAAAAGUGGAUGCACUGACAGUGUUGAGAACUUGAGAUUGAAUGGUGCUACUUGAUUUAGGUGUGUAGGCCCUCGUAUGUUGUGCCCAUCGAGUUUUACAAAAGUUGUUUUAUUGCACAUCUAGAGUUUUAUAUAGAUGUCUUGGAUAUGUGUCCUUAAGCUUCCAAAUAUUGUGUGAGGAGACAGAGGAGGAGAAAAAAAUAACGCAGCUUGUUUACAAAGGGGAAGGGUUCUCAAUGUUAAAAACCAGGAUUUAUUUGGGACCAGGGGAUUUAGCAGUCGGGGGGAAUUUAGCCAUUUGCACAGAUUUCUAGAUUCUACUUUUGCUGCUAGUUUUGUGUAAUUUAUUAAGCAUUUUUGACAAAUAUUUAUUUUUGUAAGCCUCAGAGUGAUUCUUUGAAAGUUUCAGAAACUUGACCAAAAGACAGUUCAAAAAAAACACUGGCACUUGAAUGUUGAAUGUCACCUGUAUGCGUGAAAUUUAUAUAUUUCGGGGUAGUGUGAGCUUUUUAAUGUCGAAGAUACAUUGGACUCAGUAAAUAAUAUCCACAGCUGUUUCAGGGCCUCCUCAGGGCCAGUCAUCUCUAUUAGAUAAUACUAAUUGGUCAACGAAAUUUGAAACAGAAUCUUAACAAACAUGCCAAGGUUUGGAAUAAUGCUGUCUAAAAAGCAAGUAAAUUUCCUAAGCAUAUCAGUGCAAAAGUGUUCAGAUUCUCCAAUUGUGUGCAUUAAUAACUCUUUAUUCUAAUUUGACCUGAUGAUUAUUUUUCUCCAGUGAAUGUCUGGCACAUGGCAAUCCUUAAAGAAACAAACAUGUGGUUUAUUCUCAUUGUUGUAUUUGCAUAUAUGACACCUCUGGUGUUCUCUGGGAAUGUGGAGCAGGUCUGCAGCGUUGAUCUUUUCCGCAGUAGCUCUUUGGGCUGCUGGGGAUUAACAGGAGGCUCUGUGCAUGCUGACUGCAGGCAGAACCCGGAGACUUGCUCCACGAUCUGCGGAGAACCUUUGAGCUCUUUAGGUGUAGACUUUGCUUUCUGUAUUAGCUUAUAGGUAACUGCACUGCAUGGGAAAUACUCAGCUGUGCAAAUUGUAUGAUUUUACCAAAAUAAAAUGUUUGAAUGCAAAAGUAUCUGGAUAAAUCAAGCAUGUUUCAUCGAAGACUUGUUUGAUAUAGACAUGCAGAGAAAACCUGUAGCAAGCAGCCUGUGGCCAACGGCCAGCAAAAUUCAAUUUAAUAAUGGUGAUUGGAUGGAUGGGUUUCAUUUCUUUUGAAGAAACUACAUAAAGAUUUCAUUUGUAAAUUAAA
Molecule: messenger RNA, 5602 nt
Organism: Pelmatolapia mariae (spotted tilapia)
Lineage: Eukaryota; Metazoa; Chordata; Actinopteri; Cichliformes; Cichlidae
Gene: ddx3xa
Product: DEAD-box helicase 3 X-linked a
Exons: 20
Coding region: 273-2486 (737 amino acids)
Biological process (GO): gamete generation; cell differentiation
Cellular component (GO): P granule; nucleus
Molecular function (GO): ATP binding; RNA helicase activity; RNA binding
Source: RefSeq, a predicted model, not a curated record